This is a messenger RNA of Brassica napus (rape), 1081 nucleotides long. RefSeq lists its product as uncharacterized. The transcript is spliced from 4 exons. The record is from RefSeq and is a predicted model, not a curated record. The coding region runs from base 83 to 862 and encodes 259 amino acids. Lineage: Eukaryota; Viridiplantae; Streptophyta; Magnoliopsida; Brassicales; Brassicaceae.
UCAGAACUCUUCUCCUUCCCAAAAUUACCUUCCCGCCAAUCUCCUCCCCCAAAACCCUCAGAUUCCGACUCACCGGAGAAACAUGGAACCUCACCGCCCAAUCGCACGAAGACUACAUCGCAAACCCCUCGGAGACUGCACCAACACCGUCUCCCAAACCACCAAGCAACAGUCAUCUUCUUCCUCCUCCGUCGUCAAAUUCGCGAACCCGAGCCUCACUUGUUCUCUCAAGAGGUUAGUCGAUCAAACCUCCCUCAAGGAGAGAAACAACAACGACGACGUCGAUAGCUCAAAAGAUGGUCCCGAAACCGCUUCCACGAGCUUAAGGGCCGUGACUCGCCGUGUAUCCGCCGAUCUGAUUUUUCCGGCGACUACGCCUUCUCGUCCUUCGAAACCCAAAGAUGUUGAGAAAACAGAGGCUGCUCCCACGCGCGGAAGGCCCGUGACUCGCCGUGUGUGUACCGAUCUGGGGUUUCCGGCGUCUGCGCCUCUUCGUCGCCAAAACUCGCGCUCCGGCGAGGGCGUUGGUGGUGAGAAGGAGGUUGCUGAGCCUUACUCUGUUUACACGUCUAGAAGGAAGGCUUCUUCUGGGAGAAAAAGGAGUAACCACGCAGUGGCUGCUAAUCUUCGUCUUGACUUGAUAUCAAGCCCUGCUGGGAAGAAAAGACGUCAAGCAAAUGAAAACACAGUCAAGCCCUCGAAACUGGCUCCCAUAAAGAGGCAGCGAACAACAAAGCAUGAGGAAGAUGAUUUGGCUAACGGAGUUUCUCAGGAUUACAUCGAGAAGCAGAGAGCUUACUUUGCAGAGAUCGAUGCAUUUGAGCUUGCAGAAGAAGAGGUAUCUGAUAGCGACUUAGACUAAGUGAUAAACUAUCUUAAGGAUAUCCAUGACACACCUUAACACGUUCGUUCGUUCGUUCAUAUCACUGUAUAGCUAAGGCUUCUUCUCACAUGAAAGUAUCACUGAUCUAUCUCUUAAUACAGAUGACAUGCCAAUAUCAGUUUAUAAUCUUUGACUUGGUUGUACUGGGAGAACUUUAUUGGUUAUGCAAUGAAAAAUGCCAGUUUACACUUUACAACA